This is a messenger RNA of Onychomys torridus (southern grasshopper mouse), 3730 nucleotides long. It is a transcript of the gene Uxs1, whose product is annotated as UDP-glucuronate decarboxylase 1. Gene Ontology annotation, biological process: D-xylose metabolic process. The transcript has 10 exons. The coding region runs from base 94 to 1173 and encodes 359 amino acids. Lineage: Eukaryota; Metazoa; Chordata; Mammalia; Rodentia; Cricetidae. The record is from RefSeq and is a predicted model, not a curated record. Gene Ontology annotation, cellular component: cytoplasm. Gene Ontology annotation, molecular function: NAD+ binding; UDP-glucuronate decarboxylase activity.
CGGGGCGGGCGCUCGGGGGCGGGGCUCGGGCCGCCGCGCAUUGUGCAGCGGCUGGCCGGCGCGGCAGGCCCUGGACCCGUGUGGUUCCCGGGCAUGGUGAGCAAGGGGCUGCUGCGCCUGAUCUCUUCAGUCAACCGCAGGAGGAUGAAGCUGCUGCUGGGCAUCGCGCUGCUCGCCUACGCCGCCUCUGUUUGGGGCAACUUUGUUAACAUGAGCUUUCUGCUCAACAGGUCUAUCCAGGAAAACGGUGAACUAAAGUUGGAAAGCAAGAUUGAAGAGAUUGUUGAACCAUUAAGAGAGAAAAUCAGAGAUUUGGAAAAAAGUUUCACCCAGAAAUACCCACCAGUAAAGUUUUUAUCAGAAAAGGACCGGAAAAGGAUUUUGAUCACUGGAGGUGCGGGCUUUGUGGGCUCCCAUCUCACUGACAAACUUAUGAUGGAUGGCCAUGAGGUGACCGUGGUGGACAACUUCUUCACAGGCAGGAAGAGAAAUGUGGAACACUGGAUUGGCCAUGAGAACUUCGAGCUGAUUAACCACGAUGUGGUGGAGCCCCUCUACAUCGAAGUUGACCAGAUUUACCAUCUGGCAUCUCCAGCCUCCCCUCCGAACUACAUGUAUAACCCCAUUAAGACACUGAAGACUAAUACAAUUGGAACGCUAAACAUGUUGGGACUGGCAAAGCGCGUGGGUGCCCGUCUGCUCCUGGCCUCCACAUCUGAGGUGUAUGGAGAUCCUGAGGUCCACCCUCAGAGUGAGGACUACUGGGGCCAUGUGAAUCCCAUAGGACCCCGGGCGUGCUAUGACGAGGGCAAACGUGUCGCAGAGACCAUGUGCUAUGCCUACAUGAAGCAGACCAAGAGGCCAAGGUUCCCUCACUGGCUCUACCGUAACAUGAGUUGGAGAUGGCUGGGCACUCACUUCUUACCGCUAACCUCUGAUAUGAGCUUGUGGCUUUGCCCUAUAGCAUUGGGCAGAGCAGCAGAAAGCAUGUUGUAUGGCCAGGUAAGGUCCUGUGCUGUUCCAUGUAUUUUCUCACUGAAUUUCUGCUGUGCUUGGACCUGGUCCUCAGGAACUUGUUUUUUUAUUGAAGCAGGACAUGAUGGGAAAAUAACCAUGAGUAUGGAAUGUAGUUUCAGGACAGCUAUGUAUAGAUGUGCUGUCUACCACAUCUAGCCAGUGGGCAAGAGAGGAAGGCAAUAUGGGAGUACCUGGUACCAGAGUGUGGAAACAAGGCUCUGGAGGAGUCCUUGGUCCUGUCUACUUUCUGGAGACUGUCAGUCAUUCUGUUACAUGGAUGACAGUAUAGCAUGAAGAUAAUGCUGCCUCUUUAUGAUGGGCCUGGAACACUCGGCUUCCUCCAUUUCUUAAUACUAAGAUAACUUGUGCAGGUAUCAGGUUCCAGAGCUCUGCUUUGUCAAUCUGUCACGGGUAGGCCUGAUUGUCAUAGAUGUAACAUAAAUCAUGAGGUGAGCUUCCAGCUUUUUGACCCUAUUCCCCAUGUUGUAAAUAGUGGGCUCCUACACAGGGAGAGUCAGGAGCCUGGGCCACGGCUCCAGCUCAAAGAUGCACCCUGGCACCUGUUCCUCUGGGUCUGCGUAGGUGCUAAGGAAAGAGAAAAACCCUCCCUUUCCUCUUACCCUGUGAGAAAGAACAGACACCAUGCAUCCGAGACUGUUCUGGGUGUAGCAGGAUGUUCUGUGGGUUGUAGAAAUGUCAGAAGACAGGGAUAAACAGAAGAAAAAUGGCUGCUCGUAGUGCCGUCUAGAGACAGGUACCAGAGGGAAAAUAAAGGAGACAACCACCACCAUUGUGAAAGCAACAGGGCAUCCAAGACGUGGAGAACAUCCUGUAGCUCUGGCUUCCACAUUCGGAACCAGCAACUGGAAUCAGCUACCCGUGAGUCUGUGUGGGUUCGCCCUCUGGGUAAGAUGUCUUCAGGAACAGGUACUGGACUCCUUCAGGGCCCAGACUGUAUGGUGGCAGUUCCUGUCUGGGACUGAGGAUUUGCUGGUCUUCCCACUUUAGAGAACAUAACCUGUAGAUCCUCAUUACUGACCCCACUGCCCUGCUGGGUACCAUGGUGUCCUGCCUGUCAGACGUGCCACCGUCUAGAGAUGAUAUAGUACCUGGGGUUACCCUGCAUGCUUAGAGUGAAUGAAUGCCCAAAGGAUCAGGAGCUGGGGUAGAGUGCCAGCAGUGUGCUUUGGCUUUGUCCAGUCCUGUUUAAUCUUCCCGCUUUCCACCAAGCAUUAUUGAAGUGAGUGUGGGUUACCUGCUGUUCAGAGAAGAGAGUGGGCUCCAAACUUGCUCCCAGACCCCUGACUCCUGGCUCCCUGUACAGCAUGCUCUGUCUGCUGUCUUGACAGGUUGCUGUGGAUCAGGAGGUAUCGCUGAGUGAGAAGAUGAUGCAGCUCCAAAUCCAAGAGCAUCGACUCUAGGGCAAUAAGUGCAGUCAGUGGCGACACCCAGAACAGCAGCCCAUGUGGUGAUACUCAAAGUACCAGUCGCUUCUCAGCCGGAGCUUAGCACACAUGCCACUACACAGUGGCAUCAAUUUUGAGUUCUAAAUACGCAGCCUUUUCUGGUAGUUUUAGAGAAAAGCAUUUCAGUUGUUAGGAUUUAUGCUGUUAGAAAGUCUAAGUUGGAUAUACAUUAGCAUAUUGUAGAUUUGGUUAUUUUAAUAAGUAUAGUUUUUUACACACAAGAGUGUACCCUUUUUGUUAAUAAGUGUCUUUUUCAGGGCUCUACAUGGUGUGUAAAUAAAUCGAAUGUAAGGAAUGAAAAUGUAAACAAGAUAAAUCGAACUCUGAAUAACCAUUUUUAUUAAAUAAAACUUUGCCUUUUCUUAAGGAGUUUCUCCCAAGAUUCUCAUAAUUAGUGAAAUACCCUGAUUUAUUCAAUGUAAAGUUUUAUUUCUCUGCACAUCUUUUAUGGAGAUCAUGAAUAGUUUGAACUUGUCAGGGAGGAGCUAGGUGGCUGUUUCUGUGUGCCUGUGGGGUGGAGAUUUUAUAAUGUGGGGGCUCCCCCUCAGGCUGUGGUCAGAGCUCAGGGCACAUUUACACUCCAGGCCCCUGUGAGUCUGCUUCUGAAGUCAUGGCCCACCCACUCUCUGAGCUGAGUCUGCAUAACAGGCCACCAUUCAUAAAACCACAGACCCACAGAGCAGAAAGAGAACUCAGAAGUCAGAAGUCAUCUGGGGCAAUAACCUUGAGGGCAUGGCUUUCAUUUACAUUCUGGCAUUAGCAUACUUUAAAAAAAAUAUAGUUGCUAUGUAUAUUACACUUAAAUUGAAAGAAAAUAAGCAGCCCAACAAGCCCAGUGUUCCAUGGGUAAAACUCGCCCUAGAGGGCUUGCUGCUGUGUUUGCUGGCCCUGGCUUGGUUCCCAGGUUGCCUACUGCCACAUCCUGUUGCCCCACAUAGGCAUCUACUGCAUAGUAUUUGCUCCCUCCUGGCUUUACAGUAUGUCAGUAUAACCUGAUGCAUAGCAGCCAUAAGGGGGUCCACUUGUUAGUGUAGUAGUCACAUCAUUUUUGAAGGAGAUAUACUUCAAGGUCCUAGCGGGUAUCUGAAGCCGAAAGUGCAAGAGUCUAUACAUGUUACACUUUUUCUGGAUCUGUAUAACUAUGAUAAAAUUUAAUAUGUAAGUUAGGCAUAGGAUAGUGGAUCCAGUGCACUAAAGUAGUCCAUUGAAGAGGACUGUCAGGAGGUUGGGGAUUUAGCUCAGCUGUA